Poecilia latipinna (sailfin molly) is the source of this 1848-nucleotide messenger RNA. It is a transcript of the gene l3mbtl4, whose product is annotated as L3MBTL histone methyl-lysine binding protein 4. Gene Ontology annotation, molecular function: chromatin binding; zinc ion binding; histone binding. The transcript is spliced from 10 exons. NCBI's taxonomy places the organism in Eukaryota, Metazoa, Chordata, Actinopteri, Cyprinodontiformes, Poeciliidae. The annotation marks the transcript as partial. Gene Ontology annotation, biological process: negative regulation of DNA-templated transcription. The record is from RefSeq and is a predicted model, not a curated record. Gene Ontology annotation, cellular component: nucleus.
UGGUGUGCUCCAGGUCAUCCCAGCCCAGAGGACUUUGUGUGGGACGACUACCUGCAGGAAACUGGUUCCACGGCUGCUCCCAGUUCAGCGUUCACACUGAGAGCUCCGCACGGUUUCCAGGUGAACCACAGGCUGGAGGCGGUGGACAGGAGGAACCCCAUGCUGAUCCGUGUCGCCACGGUGACGGACACCGAGGACUACAGGGUGAAGGUCCACUACGACGGCUGGUCCACUCAGCUGGACGUCUGGAUGGACAGCGACCACCCAGACCUCCACCCGGUGGGAUGGAGCCAGCGCACCGGGCACCCGCUGGAGCCCCCCCCAGGGUCGUCCCCCUUGCCGUCCCCGUCUCAGGGAGUGUGUCCCACUACCGGCUGCAGAGGCGUUGGACACAUCAAAGGAGCCAAAUAUACAGGACACCACAGUGCCUUCGGCUGUCCGUACUCAGACAUCAACAUGAGGAAGGAGGUGGUGCUGCCUGACCGGCUGGGUGGGGAGAGGUCCGUCACAUUGGUGCCCGUUUCCCUGUCUCACCUUCACAGCAGAGGCGUCCAGGUGAAGCAGGAGUCCACUGAUGUCCCUCUGCUGCCUCUGGGGAAGAGGAAAAGGCUACCUGACAGACUGUCCCAACCAACCAAAUGCCUGCGUGUGAAACAGGAAGAGGAGGAGCUUCCCCUCAGAACCAUCAGUCCAGAGUCCAGUCUGCAGGCCGUCCUCCAUCAGUCUGUCUUCCUGUCGGCCAUGUCAGCCCAACCAGGUCGCGACCUCUCUCUCUGCUGGGAGCAGCACAGGAAGCUGUUGCCGGGUGUGGCCCGUUUCCACGCCGACGCUGUCCGUUGCUGGACCGUCCAGCAGGUGUCGGACUUUGUGGAAUCUCUUCCUGGAUGUGAGGAUCAGGCCCAGCAGUUCAGAGACGAGCAAAUAGAUGGGCGGGCCUUCCUGCUGCUCACCCAACGGGACAUUGUCAGGAUCAUGUCCAUCAAGCUCGGCCCCGCCCUCAAGAUCUACAACUCCAUCCUGAUGUUUAAACACGCCGAGGACAAGAGCCAAUCACAGGCUGAGGAGAAUAACCAAUCACAGGCUGAGGAGAAUAACCAAUCACAGGCUGAGGAGAAUAACCAAUCACAGGCUGAGGACGGGAGCCAAUCACAGGCCGAGGACAAGAGCCAAUCACAGGCCGAGGACAGGAGCCAAUCAGAUGUCGAGGAUCCCAGCACCUGACCGCUGCAUGUUGUGACUGACCAGGUUCAGUUCCCUUACUUUGGCCCCUCCCCCUCAGCCAGGUAUUAACCAAUCAGGUUCAGGUGCUGCUGUCACUUUAUCUCCUUUAGGCUCCGCCUCUUCGGGAUGGGUGGGCUUAGCUGGAUGAGUACAGAAAGGGAUUCUGGGAUAUGUUGUCUGUGACUGAGGUACAGCUGGAAGGAGGCGGGACCAGAAGUGGCUUCGUUUCCAUGGUGACACGGAGACAGCUGGAAACAUGCAGUUGAUGAAGAUGACGAUGAUGAAGAUGAGGUCUCAUCAGCAUCCUGUGUGAUGUCAUCAUUUCCUGUCAGCAGGACUCUAACAGGAAGCAGGUGAUGAUGUCACACUAGCGCCCCGCCUCCUCUCCUGAUGAUGUCAUCCCCCGGUGGGCGGAGCUCCAGACUUUCUAAUGUUCCUCCAUAGAGUUCUAUUUUAAGCUUUCUAUUCUAGAUUUGUAUUCUAAAGCUGACUCCGCCCCUCUGUGAUGUCACAGUAGGGGCGGGGCCAACAGCCAGCUUCUGCAGGUUUCCUCAGGUUCCCAUGGCAACACUUCCUGCCUGCUGUCUGUGUCAGUGUUUGACGGAUCAAUAAAGUUUCUGACCUGAA